Messenger RNA from Nicotiana tabacum (common tobacco), 4387 nucleotides. RefSeq lists its product as uncharacterized. NCBI's taxonomy places the organism in Eukaryota, Viridiplantae, Streptophyta, Magnoliopsida, Solanales, Solanaceae. The record is from RefSeq and is a predicted model, not a curated record.
UUACAAAAGUGUUCAUAAAAAUUCCCUCUGUAGAACUAAAUCUAUUCGUAUUUAUAAGGGUACACUGGAUACAAAACCCUAGAUAGUACAACAGAGGGGAAUAUUCGCUAGGAUAUUUCCUAAGGAAUCUAAAUCUUUAAAUUAUUUGCAUGCCAAGUACGGAUGCUCGUCCUCGUCCUCGUUUUCUGUUAAGCCACUUCGACCUCGACGACGAUCUGCCUUCGUCGCGUGAUGUCGACCUUUUGAGGUCAGAUUGUCAUGUCACAUCGUCGACACAUUGCAGCCUUCAAAGACUUUAUCUCCGUUGACCUGGUUAACCUAUGACAUGAAGUUUUUUCACUCAUACACUAACAAUAUUAGUACAAUGAAUUUUCUUUGAAUAACUUUGAAAUACUUCAUCUCUUUCAACAAUUAUUAUAGAUAGUGUGGGACAAAUCUGACAUUAAAAGCAAAUGGGGUGCUACUUUAUACUUUACUCUAACAAUUCAGACAAUCAACUUAUGCUUAAAGACCAGUCCACCAUUGUUAAAUCCUAUAUUCUACAUUAAUUCCCACUUUUACGUUUUCUAUUUUCCCUAAUCUUUUUCUUGGCAAUUAUACUAGGCUGGCAGAGGUGGCAUUUGGCCUUUCUGAAAGGGGUUGGUUGAGGUGGGGUUUCAGUUUCUAUUUCUAAUAUUCUGCAAGGACUACAAAAGGAUAUCAAAGAAUAUUGUGUAUCUUCAUGACAUAUUCUUGUAGCGAAUAUUUUAUAUUAUUUUACUGUUAAAAUUUAUAGUGAGAUGGAUAUGAUCUUCUAUCCUUAAUUAGAGGUUUUAGUACUUUUUUUUAAAUCUCUCCCAAAUUUGAAGGAUCUAUAGUGUUUUUACACUUUCCCUCUAGCGUGACUCGAAUUCAGAACCUAACGGACGUAGGUAAAGAUGUUUUUACCAACUGAGCAAGCCUAAAUCCUUAAACUGGUAAAAAUCAUGUUUUGGAUCACUUCUCACUUUAAUGAACCUUAAGUGUAGUCAAUUCAAAUUAAUUAGAACUUUCAUGCAAGUACCAAAAAUAAAAAAUAUUUUCACAUAAAAAUACAAAAUCCAAAUGGAAAACAAAUAACUCACUUCAAGAUUUGCCUCUGCUUCAGUAUCCCAAUAAAAAAGAGAGUCAUUUAAGUAUGUGGAGUCCAAAAGAGCGUCAUUACCAAUUACCCCGUGACCCACCCACGUAGUAUUCCUCCUCCGCCUGGCUUAAAUUCCAGAAAGGAAAAAGGUGAGCAGACCUCCAGGCUCCAACCAAAAGUUGCCAUAUAUUUUUUCACUUUUGUUGCCCUUUAAUUUCCUCUCUGUCUUACUUUGUGUUAGGGAAGUGAAUAAUUAUUAAGAGCGCGGUGUUUUGGAAUACAGAGAGGAGCCAGUGUCAUUGCUUUCUCCCUCUGCUCUCACUGCAAUUCCUUCCUCAGCUUUUUUAGUUACACCUAACUACUCUUCUUGGUUUCACCGCCGACACUUAUUUACUUCGUGUUUGUACCUCCACUUAUGACUUCUCUACGCGGUUGUUGAGUUAGAUUUUCAUCAGAAGGGGCUAAAAAUGAUAAUAAUCUCGUGUAAUUGUUGCUUUUUUACCUCUGCUAGAGGCUAGAGAAUUCAUGCAAGGUGUAGCCAAUGGAAAGACGGCCAAAGCAGAGUGGUGAAAGAAAGACAAUGGAGAAUGAAGAGCUUGUCAAAUACAUGUCAAGUUUGCCAAGUUACCUGGAAAAGGGGGAAAAUCUGCAGGAGAAAGCUUUCAGUGUUGGCGUCCUAGAUUGGCGUUUUCUUGAAAAAUGGCGACACGAACAUGUAAAAGAACCUUGUAGAACUAGUGGUUGUUCACCAUCCACCAGCAAUACCUUGUCAUUUUCCUCAAUGGAGGGAUCUUCAUCCAAUUCUAGCAGAGCCAGAAGCUGCUCUCCUGCUCGUCGGAGGAUUCAUCGUCCUACAUCACAAUCUUAUUAUGCAUCACCACCUAAAGGAAGUUAUGUACAGUUGCAAAACCAAAAACCUGGCGUAAUUAAAUCCCCGGAGAUUGAGCAACUUGUCUGCAGGAUAUAUCAGUCUUUUGAUGAGUAUCCACAAAGAAAUAUGCAAGAACUCGGCAAUGCUCUACACCCGCGUAGGACUCCUCAUGUUAGGAGAUCACUUGAUGUAGAGACUAAGACGAGAACAUCACGUUCCAAGGGAAAGAUGAAGAUCCAAGAUAGAGAAUGUUUAUCGAAAGGAGAUUUUGAUGAUUUUGAUUGCAUAGAGAAACAUAAAUCAGAUGUCCUUCAAGUACCAGAACCUGGCCAAGAAACUAACAGCUGCACAACUUUCUGCCCACCUGAUUCAGUAGUGAAAGACCAGAGCGCGGUGAAAUCAAGCAGACGGAGCUUUUCUUGUGGAUUUAUUUCUGCGUUCUACUAUGGACAGUCCUCUUCAGAUAUCUCUAGUUCCAGCACCCUUCCUCAUGAUGCUGAUGAGUCGAAGGUGGGACAAGCGAGUCCGAUAGAUGCAAAGGAUAGUUGCCUUUCAUCUAAGACAAUUCAGCCUUCAACAUAUUCAGGAAACAAAUUGUCCAGCCCACCUGGAACCAAUUCCAAACAAGAGAAGAAAUCAACUGUGAUGCUUAAGAAUCCAACUACACUUAAUUCCGCAGAAUCUACAAACAUCAGAAAUUCCUCUCCAACUCGUCAAUUUAGCAUGGCAAUGGGAAGGAUUGGCCAGAUUUCAGGUAUAAAAGAUAUGAUCACUGGAUCACAAGGUGUCAAAUGGCCUGCAGAACAAUCUAGUCCAAAUAAAACUCAAAGUUCGUCCUCAAUUGAUACAGGCUGUGAUAAAUCAGACACCACUGGCCGAGCCAGGACUAGUCCUUUGAGAAGGUUGCUAGAUCCACUGCUGAAGCCAAAGACAGGCAACUCUGAUCACGUUAAAUCUUCAACAAGACGUGGUGAAUCUCCUACGAAACGCUCAUUGAAAGUCAAAUUGGAUUUGAAGAGCUGUAAAUCGAUUGAUAUCGACGAUCCACGUUCUAAUGGCACAUUUGUACCAUCAAGAUUGCAAGCUCUCCUCCAAGUAGCUGUGAAAAAUGGUCUUCCUCUAUUCACAUUUGCAGUUGACAAUGAAGUUGACAUUUUAGCAGCCACAAUGAAGAAACUUAAUCCGAAUUUGAAGGAUUACAGUUGCUGGAUUUAUAAUUUCUUCACCGUUCGUGAAACAAAGAAAAAGAGUGGAAAUUGGUUAAAUCAAGUAGAAAAAGACAGAAGUCAUGGAAUUAUGCCUAAUAUCGUUGGAAAGAUGAAGGUUUCUGAUGUUCCAUUCUCCGAAUUGAAUAGGCAGAAACUUGACUCACAGUUUAGGAUUACGGAAUUUGUUUUGUUUGCUACAGAUCAGAAAGCAUCUGACCUUCACCCAAACGAUGAGCUUGCAGCUAUUGUUGUCAAAUUACCCAAUAGAACCUCCAUUUGUCCUAAUGGAAGUGGCCAUCAGGAUAGAAACUGCAGUAAUACUUCAACUUCAGGUUUAACAAAUCCUUUUGAAGAUCUUAACAUGACAGUUAUCCUUCCUGGUGGUGCACAUAGCGUACCAAGUAAAGGCGAGCCUUCUUCACUGAUUAACCGAUGGAGGUCAGGUGGAUCGUGUGAUUGUGGUGGCUGGGAUUUGGGCUGCAAAUUAAGACUUCUUAGGAAUCACACUAAUCAUCAAAGGAUAUCAAGUUGUUCCAAACCCAAACUUAAUGCUGCAAGAUUUGAACUUUUAUCCCAGGGGGAAGCACGGGACAGUAAGCCUGUCUUCAGCUUGUCCGCAUUCAAGGAUGGCAUAUUUUCAGUUGAAUUCAGUUCUUCACUGAAGGUUCUACAAGCAUUCUCCAUUUGUAUAGCAGUUUUAAAUGGUAGAAAUCAAGAAAGCUUCCAAAUGCAAACUUGAUUGCUGAAAAAUUCUUCUGAAGUAAUCAUGUUGCCAGAAGAUCCAGAGGGAACCCAAGUGGAACUUCUUGCCAAAUUUGUCUCAAUUCCUUCACUUUCCCCUGUUGGAAAGGUGCAAGUGACUUGCUAUACCAGGCAUGGUGAAACAUCAAACCAAAGGCUCUACAGUUUUUGUUUUAACUAUAGCUAAGCUUGUAAAAAGUAACUAUAAACAGGUUAAACAUCAGUCAGUGAUUGAUAAAGUGAAUCGCCAUGAAGUUGAAUAAGGCUCAUGACCGAAUAAAGCAAUUGUAAUUUGGUGUUGCUAGUGUAGAGUAAUAAGUGUGUAUCAGCAUAUGAAUAUACAGUAGAUAUUUCAAUAUUCCACUACUUCUUGAUAGCCUUAGUUAUAGCAUCCAAAGGCAACAAGGGAUGUUUAUACUAUACCACAUUAAUAGUAUAUGAAUAGAAAUAUACAUUACUUGACAA